Molecule: messenger RNA, 1752 nt
Organism: Candidula unifasciata
Lineage: Eukaryota; Metazoa; Mollusca; Gastropoda; Stylommatophora; Geomitridae
Source: the annotation of a GenBank genome assembly
AUGAAGGAAAAGCUACCUUCUGUACGCACAUCUUAUGACAAGCCUCAACAUUACCAGCGUAAAUAUUGCCUGGUAUGUUUGACUGGGCUGAUCGGUUGCCGAUGGCAUCGCUACCAACAGUCGAUGAGAGACAACCGAAAGCGGGAUCUUGUAGUCUUCACUAUAAUUGUGUUGUGUUUUCUGCACAUGGUUGUAUUUUUCUACUUCUGGUUGGUUAGCAGAAACAGCAUUUACCAGAUUGGCAUAUAUAUGUACCCGUAUACGAAAAGCUAUUUCCCCUGGUGUGAUGUAGGCCUGGCUGUUUCUGCUGUCAUGCUUGCGUAUUUCACAGGAAUAGUGAUUCUGUGCUUGUUCCAUGUAAAAGUUGGUCAUCAGCUAUAUCUACAUCCAUGCCACCUGUUGACUGCUUUCCUUUUGGAGGUGGUCUGUAUCAUCAUCACCAUUCUUGUGCAUAUUUAUUGGCCACAAACAUGGCCGUUGACCUAUUUGUCACUACGGGUAUACAGUCCAUUCCUGCAGGUGGUGGCAGUACUUGUUGUCACUGCCUUGGCCUGGCUGAUUGUUCGCCAGUGGAUCAGGCUUACAUUUGUUUACAAAAUGGCCUGGUUGCCGAUCCUCUUGGUUGUUUUUGUGGCGUUGUGUAUAGUUCCAUUCUGGAUGAGUUCCCCUGUCAUCAGUUCUACAAUACCAGAGAAGCCAGGAAUUAUUGCAAUGGCAGGUGCCUCCAGUGUGGCUCCAGAAAACACUCUGUAUGCCUUCAGGAAAGCUCUGGAUUUGGGAGUUACACGAAUACAGACAACCGUUCAGAUAAGCUUUGAUGGUAUUCCGUUUGUCUUUCAUGACAACACUCUUGUGCGUACAACAGACUUUGAGGAGAUCAAGAACGACAAUAUCAGUGAGAUCCCCAUGAGAAAUACGAUGUCUGAGCUGAAGAUGUUCAGUGCUGGCUCCUGGUUUCUUCAACAUGAUCCUUGGGGGUCAGUGUGGAGUCUAAGUGAAAAUGAGACUGCAGAAAUCAGUGCAGAAAAGAUUCCAACCUUGUCUGAGCUGUUGGAUUUUGGAGCAGACUACGAGUCCCUGGAGCUUUACCUGAUCAUCCAGCCAUUGCCAUCUUGGCAUCCCUACUGCUGUGAUCCGGGCAGCCUCAUUGAUCAUGUCAUUUCAGAAUCAGAAGUUUGGGUCAACAGAUCCAGUAAUAACAUCACAACCAUCGUCACUGAUGUGAACAGCCAUUGGCUGCUGUCCAUCUUGUGGUGUGCUGGAGUUGAUUUUGUGGCUACACGGCACAUAGAAGAUCUUCAAGAUGUAGCCAGUCCUCUCUUACACCUGAAUGUUGUCAGCUAUACUGCCUUGUGGGUCACAGUUGAUGUGCUCUCAAUUAUCAUCAUCAUUAUUAUCUGUGUGGUUCACAGAAUUAAGAUUUAUGGCACUAACUUCAGCCCAGAAUCGAUAUCUCUGAACACUGGUUGCACGAUAGCUUCCUACAGAUCACGCACAAUGAAGGAAAAACUGCUCAGAGACUGCGCUGCUGUUGAUUCGAUGGAUGAACUAGAGGCUAGAGACAAUGACGGCAUGGAGAACAGACCAGCCUACUCCAUGUUGUCAGGGCAUCACACCUAUUCUCUGUCUUCGUUGAUAGGAAGUCGGGUCGUUACAAAUGCCGGUCGGAACAUGAAUGUAGUCAGCAGUCUAGCGCCGGACCAGUCAGAGCCUUCUGUUGCCUUGUCUAUCAACAACAGGUACAGUGUUUAA